Molecule: messenger RNA, 3185 nt
Organism: Limanda limanda (common dab)
Lineage: Eukaryota; Metazoa; Chordata; Actinopteri; Pleuronectiformes; Pleuronectidae
Gene: ccnd2a
Product: cyclin D2, a
Exons: 5
Coding region: 198-1091 (297 amino acids)
Biological process (GO): mitotic cell cycle phase transition; positive regulation of G1/S transition of mitotic cell cycle; regulation of cyclin-dependent protein serine/threonine kinase activity
Cellular component (GO): cyclin-dependent protein kinase holoenzyme complex; nucleus; cytoplasm
Molecular function (GO): cyclin-dependent protein serine/threonine kinase regulator activity
Source: RefSeq, a predicted model, not a curated record
AGAGAGAGGAAAAAGUUCUGAACAAGGAGAGGCAGGACUACUCUGACGGAGCCCCUGCAGUCUCACUUUCUUAUGCCUCUCAUACACUUUCCCUGCCAUCCCUUUCUCCGCGUUUCUCACUCCGCCGCACCGCUUUCCGCCGCCGCCGAGAGAGAAAUCCGACUUUUUUCUACUUAAGUGAAAGCACCAGCGGCACCAUGGAGCUGCUCUGCCUCGAAAUGGACACCGUCAUACGAGCUCGUCCCGAUCCCAACCUCCUGUGCGAUGACAGGGUCCUGCAGAGCUUGCUGACCAUCGAGGAGAGGUUUCUACCCCAAUAUUCCUAUUUCAAAGGCGUCCAGAAGGACAUCCAGCCGUUCAUGAGGAGGAUGUUGGCCACUUGGAUGUUGGAGGUCUGUGAGGAGCAGAAGUGCGAGGAAGAAGUUUUUCCCUUGGCCAUGAACUACUUGGACAGAUUUUUAGCCGUGGUACCCACCAAAAAGUGCAACCUGCAGCUGCUGGGCGCAGUCUGCAUGUUCCUCGCAUCCAAAUUGAAAGAGACUCGUCCACUAACUGCAGAGAAGCUUUGCAUCUACACAGAUAACUCCAUCAGACCUCAAGAGCUGCUGGAAUGGGAACUGGUGGUGUUGGGGAAGUUGAAGUGGAACUUGGCAGCGGUGACGCCGAACGACUUCAUUGAGCACAUUGUGAGGAGGCUGCCGCUGCCCGAGGAUAAGCUGGCACUUAUACGCAAACACGUCCAGACCUUCAUCGCCCUCUGUGCCACAGAUUUCCGAUUCGCCAUGUACCCCCCCUCCAUGAUUGCUACAGGAAGUGUGGGAGCAGCGAUCUGUGGCCUGCAGCUGGAUUCCACUGACCAGUCCCAGUGGGGCGACAGCCUGACAGACCUGCUGGCCAAAAUCACAAACACAGAAGUGGACGUCCUGAAGGAGUGCCAGGAGCAGAUUGAGCGUGUGCUGGUGAGCAGCCUGCGUGAGGGCCGGCAGCAGCAGCAGCAGCAGCAGCAGACGCAGAGAGGCCCCAGCGACAAAGGUCUGGACGAGCUGGACCAGUCCUCCACCCCCACAGACGUCCGGGAUGUCAACUUGUGAACCACCAGAGGGCGACGUCGCACGGGAUUUCCAGAAACACAAAAAAAAAAAGAAGCAUCAUGAAAAAAAUUCUUAAAAGCUGAAAAAAAAGAACAAAAGAACAAAAAAUUGUUAAAAACACAAGCCCUUUAAAAGAAAGAGAACAAUGCUUGCUAGUUUUUUUUUUUUUUUGUAGAUUUUUUUCUGUUCUUCAAGUCAAAGAGAAAAAGAAAACGCCUGCCCACGAAAAAAAUAUUGAUUUUCUAUGAUGUUUUAAAGCAACAAAUUAGAUUCAAGAUGAAGCUCUGUGGUGCCUUGGAUAUACAGAAGGGAAGCCAAUCAUAUUUGCAUUCUGCCUUUGAUUGUAUCGUAUGAUCUUUAAAUUAUACCUUAACCAUAGCGUGACACAUGAGGCUGUUAUGGUAGAAGUUGUGGAAACCAUUAAGAAAAAUAGCAUACAUGGGAUCACAGCCGGGCUCAAGAAUUCUCUCCUUCUCUCUCUCUCUCUCUCUCUGCGUAUAGUUUUAUAUGAGUAUUAUCACUAUUACAUGAGUGGGCCGGUGUGAGGGGGGGGGGGCACGUGUCCCGGCCCCUCGACCACCUGAAGGUCCACGUGUGUGUUUGUGUGUUGACGAGACAGACGGAGGAGGCUGUGAGAACAUUAUGCUAAAAGUCGGCGGGUUCCCAAUUCCAGGGAAGAGAUGGGAUGGUAAUAAUUAUUAGUAGUAUUCGUAAUAUUAUUAUUAAUAUUAUUAUUGGACAUAUUUUGGAACUGAGUAGUAGAGAUCAAUAAGCUCCUUUUUUUCAGGCUGCUUGUGUGUGCGUCGGAUUGUAGGUGCAAGCGGCUGCGUGUGUGUAUGCCCGUUUGCAUGCAUGCCUGUGUGUGUGUGUGUCUACAUGGUGGCGUGUGUGUCUGUGUGUGUGUGUGUGAAUGUGAUCUUGUAUCUAUAUUAGCAGUGUGCAUCCUACAGCGUGAGGCACUUAAGCAAAGUCAAGUCGUGGACUCACAUGUUCCGUGUUGAACGAGGCUACACACACUUUGUCCAUCAGUAUAUAACAGGGCAUCUAUGCUAUAUCACUGCCUUCGUGCAUUAGCGCUGCGGCUCGUCGAGCGUCGGCGUGUUCGGACUCUGAGUGAGAAAGAAAACGAUUCAGCGAAGGGGGAGGGGCCUCCUGCUCAGAGCGCCUCCCCCUCGGACUCACAGGUCACGUGAGCUGUUGUUGGUUCUAUUACUGCCGUUCAGUUAAUGACAUAUUACGGAUACUUUGCUCUUUUUCGCGUUGUUACGAUAUGGUGUUUCCUUUUCCUCAGUCAUGAAAGGCUGCUUUGAGUCGGGACAGAGGGGCGGAGACCUCUCGCAUGUACAGAAAAUUAAAAAAAACAACCCAGGAGAGGGCGACGUCUUGAAAGCAAGCGAUGCCUUUCUCUAGAGAAAAAGGCCGGAGGACGUUAGACUCCUCUGGUGUCAGAGAGCCGGGAGGGAACAGGGUGAGGAGGACAGAGACGGGACAGGAGGACAGAGACGGUCCCUGUGGAGCUGCACACGGGACAGGAGGACAGGAGGACAGGCCAGGGAGGACGUUAGAGGUGACGACAGAACUCUCUGUUUGUCUGGGUUUAGCUUCUCGUGGACGAUAUGAACGGACACGCUCAAGAGUUUCCAUUCACACAGAAGUGAAACGAGGAACUGAGACACUGCCAGAUCAAGCGAGGAUGACCUUUUCUUGGGGGUGGGGGGGGGGGUGUUUUAGAGGAUGAAGAGAUACUUGCGUCCAGAGUCCCACACGGGGUUGUGUGUUCAGCUCCCCUAUUUGAUUUCAAUGGCAAAGCACUUUGAGAACAUGCUCCCCAGGAGAUGAGGUAAAAUGGAAAAUUGUGUUGGGUGGUGACUGGAGGUGAAUGGAUGUUUUCCUUUUUUUUUUUGUUUUAUUUUAUUGUUUUUUUAUUUUCCUUGUUAGCCUUUUCUUUGGUUUACUUUGUAGGGCUGGUUUCCCAAUCAUCAGACACACACCCCUGUCACGCAAGAGUCACGUUCAGACGGCUUCCACACCAGCUACGAGACGAGAGGACAUUCCGAUCAUAAAACAUUCCGACCAGAAGCCGAGUUGACUGGG